CACUUAUGGACGCCAUGUUUUCUCGCCUUCUCUUUCUCAUGACCAUUCUCUCUUUAUUUGCAGGGAGAGGCAUCGCAGACAAGGCUCGGGCAUUCUUUGUUUUCGGAGACUCUUAUGCCGACACGGGAAAUCGUAAUCCAUACAAUCAAUGUGUAAACGAGUCAUGGAGACGACCAUACGGUUUGACCUGGCCUGGCUAUCCUGCAGGAAGAUAUUCUUCUGGAAAAAUCCAGACAGAUUUUUGGGGGGAUAUUUUAGGGCUUUCCUCUCCCAUAGCUUAUGAGCUGCUCAGAAGUCAUGACUGUAAAGCAACUGCAAAGAAGAUUAGACGAGGAGUGAAUUUUGCAGUUGGAGGAAGUGGAAUAUUUCAAGCCUACGGUUUCAUAACGUUAGCACAACAGGUGAAACAGUUUAAGAAGCUGAUAGGACAAAGUCAUGAGUUCGACUCUCACAAGCUCUCGCAGUCUGUAGUUCUUAUCUCUCUUGUUGGUAACGACUACCUUGCAUUCCUUGAUAGCAGAAACGGCUCCAUUGAGGGAGUGACGGAUCUUGUGAAACCUGUGGUAAGCGGGAUAAUCGACGCUGUGAAAGAGUUGUAUGAAAGCGGGCUUAGGAAUUUUGUGGUGAGUAAUAUUGCUCACUUUGGGUGCGGGCGUCAGAUCGGCAAAACAUCCUGUGAUUCAAACUACGAUGACUUUUUAGCUCUUCAUACAAGAUUAUUGAGAGAGGGCAUAGAAAGCCUCAAAUCGGAUCUCAGGGAAUUGUCCAUCAUAAUUUCAGAUUUGAUGUCUGCGGUUAAUAAUAUCUUCUCCAGUCCUACACAAUUUGGUUUUGUGGAUUUGUUCGUCCCUUGCUGUGCUGAGAAAGGCGGGAUUGAAAGGUGUGGAGAGGUGGACGAAGUCGGCGGGGCUUUAUUUGAAGUGUGUUCAAAUGUAGAGGAAAAGUUUCAGUGGGAUAUGUAUCAUCCAACACAGCAAGGAUGGAAUGCGAUAAUGUGGCUCUACAGAAAUGGAGCAAAAGAAGAAAAUAAAACGAUCAGUUUUAUUGAGGGGGCGCCAAAAGUUAUUGAUUGGGUAGAGUCCCUUGGGUUUGUGGCUUACAAUAUCCCCACAAGGAUUUCACCUAAGUUAGGCAUGAUCUAUAAAAAGUAUGACCAAACAUUGCAAGAGACUAAAAGACUUCUAGAUGAUGUCAAUGUUGACAUUCUUGCAGAGACUUUGGAUGGCUUUGUUGGAUUGCAUGCUCCAUUUGGUAAUCCAGAACAUGAUGAUGAUGAGCUUGUGAACAUCAAGCCUAUUCAGCAAGUGUCUCCUAUGGAGGAGGAGGAUGUCUCUUAUUAGUAGGGUGAUGCUGACGUUUCUUCACCUACUAGAAUUGUGCCUCUGGAGGUUGGUCCAAGUAAUUGGACUAAUUAUUAUGUGUAGAAUCUUUAUAUUUAGGUUAUAUAUACAGAUGCAGUUGGGAUAGGUUCUUCUACUGUAAAUACAAUUAUACAUCGAACAAUUUGGGUUCUACAUAUGACCCAUUUUGAUGGUUUCUCUAGUUAGGGUUGUCUACGUAAUUUCGGUUAGUAUUUUUGAACAAUUAACUUCUUCCCUCCUAGAAAAUUUGUAGGG
Messenger RNA from Cryptomeria japonica (Japanese cedar), 1616 nucleotides. Its product is annotated as GDSL esterase/lipase At5g03610. NCBI's taxonomy places the organism in Eukaryota, Viridiplantae, Streptophyta, Pinopsida, Cupressales, Cupressaceae. The transcript is spliced from 6 exons. Gene Ontology annotation, molecular function: hydrolase activity, acting on ester bonds. Bases 6 to 1340 code for a protein of 444 amino acids. The record is from RefSeq and is a predicted model, not a curated record.